Knipowitschia caucasica is the source of this 2619-nucleotide messenger RNA. Lineage: Eukaryota; Metazoa; Chordata; Actinopteri; Gobiiformes; Gobiidae. The record is from the annotation of a GenBank genome assembly.
AUGUUCUUUCAGUUUGGCCCCUCUAUCGAGCAGCAGGCGUCUGUUAUCCUCAACAUCAUGGAGGAAUACGACUGGUACAUCUUCUCCAUUGUCACCACAUACUACCCGGGUUAUCAGGACUUUGUCACCAAGAUCCGGAGCACCAUCGAGAACAGCUUUGUUGGCUGGGAACUGGAGGAGGUUUUACUUCUUGACAUGUCCGUAGAUGAUGGCGAUGCAAAAAUCCAGAACCAGUUGAAAAAGCUCCAGAGCCCUGUCAUCCUCCUCUACUGCACAAAGGAGGAGGCCAACACCAUCUUCGAGGUGGCUCACUCCGUCGGCAUCACCGGCUAUGGCUUUACCUGGAUAGUGCCCUCGCUGGUGGCAGGAGACACUGAUGUAGUGCCUGCAGAGUUCCCCACAGGUCUGCUCUCUGUGUCCUAUGAUGAGUGGGACUAUGGCCUGGAGGCUCGAGUUCGUGAUGGGGUGGCAAUCAUCAAUAUGGCCACCUCCACCAUGAUGAUGGACAGGGGCCCGCACACACUUCUCAAGUCGGAGUGCCAUGGUGCUCCGGACAAGAAGACCCCAAUCUCAGGCAACCCCAAUGAAGUGCUCAGGUACCUGAUGAAUGUGACGUUCGAGGGCCGUAAUCUGUCGUUCAGUGAGGACGGAUACCAGAUGCACCCAAAGCUUGUCAUAAUUUUGCUAAACAAGGAGAGACAGUGGGACAGGGUGGGCAAGUGGGAAAACGGCUCCUUGUCCAUGAAAUACCAUGUGUGGCCUCGCUAUGAACUGUACGGGGGAGCGGCGACCAGGCAGGAUGACCACCUGUCCAUCGUGACAUUGGAGGAGGCUCCGUUUGUCAUCGUAGAGGACGUGGAUCCACUGAGCGGCACCUGUAUGCGGAACACUGUGCCAUGCCGCAAGCAACUCAAGGGGCUCAACGGAACCAAAGCGGUGGGCAUCUACAUCAAGCGCUGCUGUAAGGGAUUCUGCAUCGAUAUCCUCAAGAAGAUCGCUAAGGCCGUUAAGUUCACCUACGACCUUUACCUGGUUACGAACGGCAAACACGGCAAGAAGAUCAACGGGACAUGGAAUGGCAUGGUGGGAGAGGUGGUAUUAAAGAACGCACACAUGGCUGUUGGCUCCUUGACCAUCAACGAAGAGAGAUCAGAAGUCAUUGACUUCUCUGUACCUUUCAUUGAGACCGGUAUCAGCGUGAUGGUCUCCCGGAGCAACGGCACAGUCUCGCCCUCGGCUUUCUUAGAGCCCUUCAGUGCGGAUGUGUGGGUGAUGAUGUUCGUGAUGCUGUUGCUAGUGUCAGCGAUGGCUGUGUUUGUGUUCGAGUACUUGAGCCCUGUGGGCUACAACCGCUGUCUGGCUGAUGGUCGAGAGCCACACGGUCCGUCCUUUACCAUCGGAAAGGCCAUCUGGCUGCUUUGGGGUCUGGUCUUCAACAACUCUGUCCCUGUGCAAAACCCCAAAGGCACCACCAGUAAGAUCAUGGUGUCGGUAUGGGCCUUCUUCGCUGUCAUAUUUCUGGCCUCUUACACUGCCAACCUGGCUGCUUUCAUGAUCCAGGAGGAGUAUGUAGACCAGGUGACUGGUCUAUCUGACAAGAAGUUCCAGAGCCCCAAUGAUUUUUCACCCCCUUUCCGGUUUGGCACAGUCCCUAACGGCAGCACAGAGAGGAACAUCAGGAACAACUAUCCUGAGAUGCACGGAUACAUGACAAAGUUUCAUCAGAGAAAUGUGAACGAGGCCCUGGGGAGUCUGAAGGCUGGCAAACUAGACGCCUUCAUUUAUGACGCUGCUGUCCUGAACUACAUGGCUGGAAGGGACGAGGGCUGCAAACUGGUGACCAUCGGCAGUGGUUACAUUUUUGCCACUACUGGAUAUGGCAUUGCUAUACAGAAGGAGUCGCUCUGGAAAAGAGCCAUAGACUUGGCCAUUUUGGGGCUUUUUGGAGAUGGUGAGAUGGAGGAGCUGGAAUCCUUGUGGCUGACUGGAAUCUGCCACCACGAGAAGAAUGAGGUUAUGUCAAGCCAGCUGGACAUAGACAACAUGGCCGGAGUCUUCUACAUGUUGGGCGCUGCUAUGGCCCUGUCUCUGAUCACAUUCAUCUGCGAGCACUGCAAACUAGACGCCUUCAUUUAUGACGCUGCUGUCCUGAACUACAUGGCUGGAAGGGACGAGGGCUGCAAACUGGUGACCAUCGGCAGUGGUUACAUUUUUGCCACUACUGGAUAUGGCAUUGCUAUACAGAAGGAGUCGCUCUGGAAAAGAGCCAUAGACUUGGCCAUUUUGGGGCUUUUUGGAGAUGGUGAGAUGGAGGAGCUGGAAUCCUUGUGGCUGACUGGAAUCUGCCACCACGAGAAGAAUGAGGUUAUGUCAAGCCAGCUGGACAUAGACAACAUGGCCGGAGUCUUCUACAUGUUGGGCGCUGCUAUGGCCCUGUCUCUGAUCACAUUCAUCUGCGAGCACUGGUUCUACUGGCAGCUACGUUUCUGCUUCAUGGGCGUAUGUUCUGGACAGCCUGGAUUUGUCUUCUCCAUAAGCAGGGUGAACCGCUGCAGGCCAGAGCACAUGGCUAAUUUACGGCGCGGAGUCACACCGCACGCUCCCUUCCAUAACACUUGA